Molecule: messenger RNA, 3729 nt
Organism: Colletotrichum destructivum
Lineage: Eukaryota; Fungi; Ascomycota; Sordariomycetes; Glomerellales; Glomerellaceae
Product: Putative chloride channel, voltage gated, chloride channel, core, CBS domain superfamily
Exons: 7
Coding region: 813-3434 (873 amino acids)
Biological process (GO): transmembrane transport; chloride transport
Cellular component (GO): Golgi apparatus; early endosome; plasma membrane
Molecular function (GO): voltage-gated chloride channel activity
Source: RefSeq, a predicted model, not a curated record
CUCACAGCCAAGGCUGCGCUCCCACCGCUCCGAACAAUUUACACACCUACAGAGCUCGUCUGGUGGAUCACACCCUCAGCUUUACCGCGCGUGCCCUGGUGCACAGCCCAACCAAGGCCUCCUUCGGGAAAGUGGAUGGGCGAAGGGGCCAAGUCGACGCCUUGUCGCACCGUCUGGGACAACUGAACCCGACCGAUGGGGCGGCGUGAGGUUGUUGAUGACUUCUUUGCUUUUCUCUUCUACUCACGUCCACCCACGAGGAUUGCUUUACCUCUUCCCCAUCAUCAUCCUCGCGCGCCCGGCCGCCGUACAUCUAUCAUUUUUCUGUUGGCGACGCGAAAGACGCCAAGGAACAUGUCUCGCCCACGAUAGUCAUCCGCACUACACCUCUUCGUCGCAUCUGACACCGAACCUUUCUCGUCCUGAUCCGCCUCCCGCCCCCUCCUACUAUAGGUAUCUUGUGCUCGUGGUUAGUUUUCCUUAACCUUGGAACCCAAAGGGGAAAAGGGCGCCAACUUGCUUCACGUGCCAAAUUCGAUUUUGCUUCGACACAGACAGUCCUUCCCCCGAGCCUCUACCCCUGAUCGUCCUCUUCUUCGAACCAGAAGAAAGCAACCGUUUACCUUGGACUACUUGACCGACCCAUAACCGCGCUCAUUGCCAUCCUGUCCUGUAUAGUGCAACCUUGCUUGCUUACCAGCUUACGGCAAGCUCGCCCUUUCAUUCGGUCAAGGCUGGUUGAGCCCACGCAAACAAGAUUCGAAACAAAUUCGAGAACUCUACCGGUGCGAGCCGCUUUCGUAAGCUCUACCAUGGCCAACCGACCAGACGACGACGGGCCUUCGGGGCCACCCUCGCCCAUGAGCGCGAGACGACCACGAUUCGAUUCGUCUCGAAGAGGCUCCGUUGGUGAACCAGAUGAGCGCUCGCCUUUGCUCUUGGGUCCUCGGGCAAGGAUACGCCGUCACCAAUCCGGCCCAGAGAGCCCCAAGUAUCUCACACCGGGCCUGUCGAGAAACCAUAGCACCACUGGAAGCGUCGGAAGCUUACACCACAGCCGCAAUCCGUCCUUUGGCCAACGUCUGUCCUAUGCUUUCUCUGACUACCCCGAUCCGAUGAGCGAGUCGAAGAGAUCCAUUCAGCCAAACGAGCGUGUGUGGUAUGAUCAGUUCACGUCGACCGACUGGGUUCAUGACAACAUUGUUGAUGCCCACCGAGUAAAGGCGCUCAAGAUGCGGAAGGACUUCCGGGGGAGGAUAUAUGCCAUCUUUGAUGCCUCCCAAGGUUGGAUUCUGAGUGCCGUGUGUGGCUUCGUUGUCGCCCUCGUUGCCUACGUCGUCAACUUGUCCGAGGCCACCGUCUUCGACUAUAAGUACGGCUACUGUGCGCGUGGCUGGUACAUCAGUGAGAGAAAUUGUUGUCCCAAGCAAGGACCCUGCCAAGAUUGGCGGACCUGGUCCGAGGUCUUGCGGUUCUGGCCCUUUGGUGAUGUCGGCACUGAGUUUACCAUCUACCUGACGGGAUGCAUCGUCUUGGCGGGUGUCGCCUGUGCCAUGACAUUGACCACCAAGACCGUGGUGCCCUCAGCAUAUCGAAUGACGACCUUCGACGAGAAUCUUGCGGCGGAACUCACGCCUUUCGCGGAUGAUCCUGCUAGUGACGAAAGCCCGACCCCCCCAGAAGUUGUCGAGGCGGUUGAGGCUGCUGUGCCGCCCCCGAUGGUUUACUACUCUGCUGCUGGAAGUGGUGUAGCCGAAGUCCGUGUCAUCCUCAGCGGUUUUGUCUUACAUGGUUUUCUAGGUGUGAAGACACUGCUUAUCAAGUCUGCUGCACUCAUUCUGAGUGUGGCGUCUGGCCUCAGUCUGGGCAAGGAGGGUCCCUACGUCCACAUCGCUACCUGCAUAGGCAAUAUUGCGUGUCGGCUCUUCUCCAAAUACGACAAGAACGACGCAAAGAGGCGCGAAGUCUUGUCCGCUGCCGCUGCCGCAGGAGUUGCCGUCGCCUUUGGUGCCCCCCUAGGGGGAGUUCUCUUCGGCCUUGAGGAGGUCUCCUACUUCUUUCCAGCAAAGACGCUCUUCCGGACCUUUUUCUGCUGCAUCGUAGCUGCGCUGUCGCUCAAGUUCCUCAACCCCUAUGGCACCCACAAGAUUGUCAUGUUCCAGGUCAAGUACGUCGCCGACUGGCACUACUUCGAAAUCGUGUUCUACAUUGUGCUUGGCGUACUGGGCGGCGCUGCAGGUGCGCUUUUCAUUAAAGCUUCUAAACACUGGGCCAAGUCGUUUCGUAGGAUUGGCGUCAUCAAGACGUACCCGAUGGUCGAGGUCUUGUUGGUCGCCAUCGUCACCGGCAUCAUGAGUUACUGGAACGUCCACACCAAACAGCCCGUGGCGAAGCUCAUGCUCAAUCUGGCGGCUCCCUGUCACGACGGAUCCGGGCGAGAGGACUAUGGCCUGUGCCCGACCGUUGUGGAUGACAUCCCUCCCGUUCUUCUCAGCCUCUUCACCGCGUUCCUGAUCAAAGGCUUUUUGACCAUCAUCACGUUUGGCAUUAAAGUACCUGCAGGCAUCUAUGUGCCGUCCAUGGUGGUCGGUGGCCUCAUGGGCAGGCUGGUUGGCCAUGUCGUUCAAUACAUGGUCUUAUUGUAUCCCGAGUUUGGGCUGUGGGGUGCUUGUGCCUCCAAAGAGGCGGGAUCAUGCAUUCAGCCUGGAGUCUAUGGUUUAAUCGCCGCCGGCUCAACGAUGUGCGGCGUGACACGGCUUUCGGUAACCCUCGCGGUCAUUCUCUUUGAGCUCACCGGCAGCCUGGAUUACGUGCUGCCCUUCUCCCUCUCGAUUCUGGUGGCAAAAUGGACCGCAGACGCCAUUGAACCAAACAGCAUCUAUGAUCUGUUGACCAACAUGAACUCGUACCCGUUCCUCGACAACAAGCAUAAGCCCAUCUUCACUUCAGAUCUCGCUGACAUUGUUCCCCGCGUACGUCGAGAGAGGACCAUCGACAUCAGCGCCUCUCCCGCCGUGUCGGCCGUUAGCCUUCGUACCAAGCUCCAAACACUACACAGGGCCGGAGAGAUCGACGGGGGUCUGCCAAUCAUUCGAGACGGAAUUCUCGUUGGUUUAAUCCCAGCUCCCGAUCUGGAAUUCGCCUUGGACAAUUUGGAUGAUGAAGCCUCGAGCAUGUGUUUGAUGGCUCACGUCACGAGCAUCGAAGAUUCCGAUGAUGAGGAGGAGGUAGACAAGACUGACUUUACCCCGUAUAUCGAUCCGGCUCCUGUGGCACUUGACAUACGGUCACCCAUGGACCUUGUUUAUGAAUGCUUUGUCAAACUCGGCCUUCGCUUUGUGUGCGUCCUGAAAAACGGGCGAUAUGCCGGAAUGGUACAUAAGAAGAGCUUCGUGAGGUACAUGCGAGAGCUCGGGGAGAAAGAAGGCCACUGAUUUGGCCGAUCCUCGAUGGAGCUGUAGAGUGCGUGAGGCGCGGCCGGAGGGGUUUUUCGUAUUCAUUUCCACCAGCAUGCCAGCAUUUUCAUCUCUGGCAAACCUGCCAGAGCAGGAGGAAGGCCUUUUUUCCCCCAUAUACCAUCCAUGUCGAAAGACAAGCGGUUCAGGUUCAGCAUCUAAGGACACGGCGUUCAUGCAUCCAUAUUCAUUGUUUCAGGCCAGAGCAUUCUUGUAACCCAAAUUUGCAUAGCAUUAUGUCUCAUUCUUGAUGUUGGUUUUUUUUUUUUUGGGG